Nicotiana tabacum (common tobacco) is the source of this 411-nucleotide messenger RNA. Lineage: Eukaryota; Viridiplantae; Streptophyta; Magnoliopsida; Solanales; Solanaceae. The record is from RefSeq and is a predicted model, not a curated record.
AUGCGCGGCAGGGUUAAUGAUAAGCUGGAGGUGUGGCGGCAAACUCUGAAAUCUAAAGGUUUCAAGUUGAGCAGGACCAAAACAGAAUACAUGGAGUGUAAGUUUAGCAUGGAGACGCACGAAGCAGAAAUGUACGUGAAGCUUGAUACCCAAGUCAUUCCCAAGAGAGCUAAUUUCAAAUAUCUUGGGUCUAUUAUACAGAGUAACGGGGAGAUUGACGAGGAUGUCACCCACCAUAUAGGAGCGGGGUGGUUGAAAUUGAGGCUUUCUUCUGGUGUUUUGUGUGACAGGAAUGUGCUACCUAGACUUAAGGGCAAGUUCUAUAAAGCAGUAGUUAAAUCGGUCAUGUUGUACGAAGUCGAGUAUUGGCCAGUCAAGAAAUUCCAUGCCCAGAAGAUGAAAAUAUCAUAA